AUGGAUUCCCCAGUCUGGUUCAUCACUGGCGCCUCUUCAGGAUUCGGACUUGCCAUCGCCAAAGAAGCUCUUUCUCGCGACCACCGCGUCAUUGCAACCGCCCGCAAUACAGCCAAGCUUUCUGACCUUGCCUCCGCAGGCGCUGAUAUUCUCCCCCUGGACGUCACCGCCACCGAGGCCACCAUCACAGAGACGGUCAACAAGGCCUUCGCCCUUCACGGCAAAGUGACGCACGUCAUCAACUCCGCCGGCUACAUUCUCGAAGGCACCAUCGAGGAGGCCAAUGCUAAGGAAGUCUUUGACCAGUACAACACCAACGUCCUCGGCACUCUCAAGGUCUCCCGCGCAGUUGCUCCCCACCUCCGCGCCCAGCGCUUCGGUGCCGUUAUCAACAUUGGCAGUCUCGGCAGCUGGAAGAGCGGCCCGGCUUUUGCCAUGUACUGCUCUACAAAAGCUGCCGUCAGCCUGCUCACCGAAGGCUUCCACGACGAGCUGAAGCCGUUUGGUAUUGACGUCUGCAUCCUUGAGCCGGGCUACCUCCGCACCGGAUUUCUGAAUCCCGGCGCCCGCAUCAAGGUUGAGCAGUCUGUCCAUGCGUAUACCGAGAGCACUGCGGGCCAAGUCAGGAAGCUGUUGGAGACUGUCGACAACAACCAGCCUGGUGACCCGAUGAAGGGUGCGCGGGUGGUCGUGGAUGUUCUGACCAAGUCUGGACUUGCUGAGGGCCGUGAGAUCCCUCAAAGGCUGGCUCUGGGCACUGACUGUCUCGCAGUCAUUCGCGAGAAAUGCAAGGGCACCAUGGCUCUUCUUGAUGAGUGGGAGUCGAUCUCCGCUUCGACCGAUUUCUAG
This is a messenger RNA of Colletotrichum godetiae, 849 nucleotides long. RefSeq names its product short chain dehydrogenase. Gene Ontology annotation, molecular function: oxidoreductase activity. NCBI's taxonomy places the organism in Eukaryota, Fungi, Ascomycota, Sordariomycetes, Glomerellales, Glomerellaceae. The record is from RefSeq and is a predicted model, not a curated record. The transcript has a single exon. The coding region runs from base 1 to 849 and encodes 282 amino acids.